AUGACCUUCAACUUCCGCGACCCCAAUAAUGGCCUCAACGUGGAUUUCAUGACAUACUCGAUGUACAUUUUGGCCAACAAAGACCCAGAGGCUCUGCUCGAUGCAUCAACUCUUGAGCGCCUUGCCAAUAAGACCUUUGCCACAUUUUUUCAGCACUUCGUCAGUAGCAACUUCUCAAUCGAAACUGGCGGCUGGGCGUACCAGCAGAUCAACAGCAGUCGCCCGUUUGACCCGGUGCCCGGUCAGUCGCUUCCUCCAGGCAACGGCUCCACCCCUCAAACCCCCGAGAACGUGAGCCUCACAGCGCACGUAGACAUCCACACACGGGUCGAGCUUCUGGAGGUCAACGCGGUUGCCGCGUGGCUUAGUGUGGCCAUCUUGGCCUGGUUCAUCCUCACUGUCAUUGUCGUGGCGGUGAUGGAGGGAAGGCACUUGAAGAGGUUGAUUAGAGAUUUCGAGUGUCCCGCAGACGUCCUCAUUUUGAUUUCGAGAAGCGAGCGACUACUGCAGUUUGUGCGGAGCAAGGAUUUGGAGGGCCAGGGUGGUGAAGAUGACGGGCAGGUGAUGACGAAGCUGGCUUGGUUUCAGGACUCGGACGGCAAGGAGAGAUGGGGCAUAGAGAUUGUCGAUGAUGCCUCUGAAAGGCCAUGA
This is a messenger RNA of Lasiodiplodia theobromae, 651 nucleotides long. RefSeq lists its product as uncharacterized. The transcript has a single exon. The record is from RefSeq and is a predicted model, not a curated record. Bases 1 to 651 code for a protein of 216 amino acids. NCBI's taxonomy places the organism in Eukaryota, Fungi, Ascomycota, Dothideomycetes, Botryosphaeriales, Botryosphaeriaceae.